UGGCCAAAGACCAUGACAGGUCUUCCAAGCACAUCAGGGACAACUGCUAGUGUGGUCAUCAUACGGGGCCUGAAGAUGUAUGUAGCUCACGUAGGUGACUCAGGGGUGGUCCUUGGAGUUCAGGAUGACCCAAAGGAUGAUUUUGUCAGAGCUGUGGAGGUGACACAAGACCAUAAGCCAGAACUUCCCAAGGAAAGAGAACGAAUCGAAGGACUUGGUGGGAGUGUGAUGAACAAGUCUGGAGUGAAUCGCGUAGUUUGGAAAAGACCUCGGCUCACUCACAGUGGACCUGUUAGAAGGAGUACAGUUAUUGAUCAGAUUCCUUUUCUGGCAGUAGCAAGAGCACUUGGUGAUUUGUGGAGCUAUGAUUUCUUCAGUGGUGAGUUUGUGGUAUCACCUGAACCAGAUACAAGCGUCCAUACUCUUGACCCUCAGAAGCACAAGUAUAUUAUCUUGGGGAGUGAUGGACUGUGGAAUAUGAUUCCACCUCAAGAUGCCAUCUCAAUGUGCCAAGACCAUGAGGAGAAAAAGUACUUGAUGGAUGAGCAUGGACAAUCUUGUGCCAAAAUGCUUGUGAAUCGAGCACUAGGCCGCUGGAGGCAGCGUAUGCUCCGUGCAGAUAACACUAGUGCCAUAGUAAUCUGCAUCUCUUCGGGAGUGGAUAAUCAGGGAAACUUCACCAAUGAAGAUGAGCUAUAUCUCAACCUGACUGAUAGCCCUUCUUACAAUAGUCAAGAAACCUGUGUGAUGACUCCUUCCCCAUGUUCUACACCACCAGUCAAGUCACUGGAAGAGGAUUCAUGGCCAAGGUUGAACCCUAAGGACCAUUUACCUGCCCUUGUUCGUAGUAAUGCCUUCUCAGAGAAUUUUUUAGAGGUAUCAGCUGAGAUAGCUCGAGGAAAUAUCCAGGCUGUAGUCAUACCCUCAAAAGAUCCAGAGGCGCUUGAAGAAAACUGCACCAAAGCCCUGACUUUAAGGAUACAUGAUUCUUUGAAUAAUACCCUGUCUGUUGGCCUUGUGCCUACCAAUUCAACAAAUACUAUUGUGGACCAAAAAAACGUAAAGAUGUCAACUCCUGGUCAGAUGAAAGCCCAAGAAGUUGAAAGAACCCCUCCAGCAAACUUUAAAAAGGACAUUAGAAGUAUCUAACUCUGGUCCCUUAUGAAGAAACAUAGACGAAAUGGCUUAAGUCGAAGUAGUGGUACUCAGCCUACAAGCCUCCCUACAACGUCACAGCGAAAGAACUCUGUUAACUUACCAUGAGACGCAGACUUAGAGGCCAGAGGAAACUUGGAAAUCCAUUACUACAGCAGCACAGGAAAACUGUUUGUGUUUGCUAAAGUAUAUCUGGGAAACGGGGUUUUUCCCACACCUAGGAUAUGAGGGCUUUUUUAAAUUUGGUGCCGAAGUUGAACUUUUUUAUAAGAGGACAAAAUAAAGAGUACGCAGUUUGACUUUUUGGAA
Messenger RNA from Castor canadensis (American beaver), 1464 nucleotides. The record is from RefSeq and is a predicted model, not a curated record. Lineage: Eukaryota; Metazoa; Chordata; Mammalia; Rodentia; Castoridae.